UUCGUCCGUUCUGAUCCAGGAAAACCGAUUAUUUCAUGGUUAUAACCGUCCGCGAAUCCUUGAGUUGUGAUCAUCAUUUGAAAAUCGAUGGCGCAAGUACAUAGCGGUGUUGUGAACAAGCUGUACAAAAGUGUCAUUGACGAUGUGAUUUCACGCACCCGUGAUAUCUUCCUCGAUGAAGGUAUCGACGAGCAGGUUCUUGUGGAACUGCGUUCGCUCUGGGAGCAAAAGCUUGCUCAAACCAAAGCCGUGCUUGAUGAACCACUAGAACAUGAUUCCAAGCCGGAUGUGAAAUCUACUAAAGCUGCGAAAGCUGCAGAGGCUAAAGCUGCUGCAGCAGCAGCUGCCGCAGCUGCUGCUUCUUCAGCCUCAGCCGCAUCUGGAUUCGAAGUACGCGCUGAACAACCAGCCAGUCAGCAGCCAUCAUCCAUUCAGUUGAUUCCUGUUCAAAUUAAUAUCCCGAUGUCUACCGGAUCCCCGCAAAACUCGGUCAAAACCAUCACGAUUCAGGUUCCAUCUACGUCGCUUCAAACUGGAGCAUCGCAAUUGCAAACCAUUCUCAGCAGCCCAGCCGCCACCGCCGCCAUGGCAUUGCCAAUUGAAACCGCCACGGAUGUGUUGCAAAAGCUUAUCAAUCAAGCAUUACUACGAAGCGUGGACAACGUAUCUCAGCUGGAUGGCGCUAGUUUCAUUCCGACACGCCGCCGACAUCGAAAAAAGAAAAAGAAAAUCAGCGUAGUUUUUCAAUUCGACGGAGCGCAAAUGGAUUCCAGUGAUGACGACGAAGACGACGAGAUGCAAGAUGACGAGGAGGAUGAGGAUGAAGACGAUGACGAGGACGACAAGGAGAAAGAUAAGCAAAAGGGCGAUAAAGACUUGAGGUCGGAUGAAGACGAAGACGUGCACGAGGAAGAAGAAGAGCCUCUCAACUCUGAAGAUGAUCUUACCGACGAGGAUCCAGCUACAAUUUUCGACACGGAAAACGUGGUCGUGUGUCAAUACGAUAAGAUCUCACAUGCUCGGAAUCGGUGGCGUUUCAACUUCAAGGACGGGAUUAUGAACCUUGUUGGACGAGAUUACGUGUUCCAACGGGCUGUGGGUGAUGCUGAGUGGUGAUGAGUCGUGCUUCUUCGUUUUUGUCUUGUUCCGGUCGGUGGCAUGGCUACAGUGAAGCUGAGUUUGCGUGCAUGAAGUUACAAGGAGAUGGUUUCCACUCAUUUUUUGAUGAAGUCGCCUGUCUGGAGCACUUAUGAUUUACAAUCUGUUUUAUUCAUUUCGAAUUUGCUUAGUCAAUGGUGAAACGCUGUUCGAGGAGAAAAACGCUCAGGAAAAAUCACCAUUUGAACUGAUUUUUGUUUACUGGAAUAAUUUUUCGUUCUUCCGAAACUUCUGUCCUGUAUCCGAAUGUAUGGCGUUAUUUUAGAAGUGGAUUAAGGCAUCAAUUUCACGCCUGCGGAUUGCUUUUUAUGGAAUGAAGUAGCAAAAAAAAAAAUCAGCAGUUGCGAGAAGUACUGAUUUAAAAUCAUUGCACUCUGAGAAUUCCUGGUGGUCAAUUUUGGAUUAAUCUGCUUCCAAAAUCGUGCUGAAUUCCGGAAAACAGAUGAUGAAUUUCAAAUGAUGAUGCUAAUUUGAUGGGAGUAAUAAUUUUUUCAUCGAAUUAUUUUUUUCUGUGCGCUUUACUCCUUUUCACCAGUUAAACAUAUCGCAGCGGAUCGAUUCGAAAUGAUCCACUCAAGUCUCUUCGUAUAGUGCUGACCUCGAAUGAAUUUCGGUGUGGAUUUCUUGAGCCCUUCCCCACGCGAAACAACGGUUCCCUGAACUUUAAAAAAUCUUUCAUUGAAGGAAUUCAAUGAAUCGUCUGGCAUUAUCCGUCGCGAAGCUGAAUUUAAUUUUACUGAAAGAAAGCGAGAAUUCCGAGAAGUUUCUGGGAGCGUGUCUUAUUUUAGCGGUGACCAUCGUUUCUCGGUUUUUUUAUUACUUCGUACUCAAAUGAAAUUGUCGCGUGAAAGUGUGGAUGCUACUUGUUUAGUUUUUAUUCCAAUGCGUCGCAAUUUUUUUUUCGUUGCUUGGGAGUGAAAGAGAGUGAGUGAACGUCGAA
This is a messenger RNA of Notodromas monacha, 2098 nucleotides long. The record is from the annotation of a GenBank genome assembly. Lineage: Eukaryota; Metazoa; Arthropoda; Ostracoda; Podocopida; Cyprididae.